Molecule: messenger RNA, 3980 nt
Organism: Austrofundulus limnaeus
Lineage: Eukaryota; Metazoa; Chordata; Actinopteri; Cyprinodontiformes; Rivulidae
Gene: tmem145
Product: transmembrane protein 145
Exons: 15
Coding region: 167-1822 (551 amino acids)
Biological process (GO): response to pheromone; G protein-coupled receptor signaling pathway
Source: RefSeq, a predicted model, not a curated record
AUCACACUAUCAAUCUUCAGCAGCUGGAAGAGGAGGCUGUAGCACCCGCGUGGAUGCGCUUCGCCUCCUGCGCCGCUUCUCCGUGCGCGCUCACGAGGAGCGGGCAGAAAGGCUUCAAGGAGCUCGGAGAGGAGGCAGACCGAGCGGCUGCUGGGGACAGAGGAAGAUGGAGGUGAGGGUCGGGGAGAGACUCCUGUGGCUGGCCGUCCUGUCCAGCGUCCUCUGCGUGGACUCGGUCCUCGGGAAAUACGUGAAAGGCAUCGUGAACACCAAAGAGGACUGGGUUUUCCUCACGCGCUUCUGCUUUCUCACAGAGUUUGGGCGACUGGAUUUUCGAUUCCGUUAUCCAAAGUCUCGCUGCUGUCAGAACAUAUUGCUCUACUUUGAUGACAGCUCUCAGUGGCCGGCUGUGUACAAGAAGACUGAAAAGAACUGUUACCAGAAGGAAGCAGUGCUGAGGCCUGAAAACAACCAGGUCAUCAAUCUCACCACUCGCUACACCUGGUCAGGAUGUGUGGUGGAGGAUGAUGGCAGUGAGGAGGUUCUGAGCUGCGUGGGUGGUCGCAGUUUUCGCUCGGUGAGGGAGAGGUGGUGGUACAUCGCUCUCAGCAAGUGUGGGGGUGAUGGUUUGCAGCUGGAGUAYGAGAUGAAACUGACCAAUGGUCAGUCUUUCUGGACACAGCAUUUCUCUGCAGAUGAGUUUGGAAUCCUGGAGACAGACAUCACRUUCCUGGUUAUCUUCUUUUUGGUGUUCCUCCUCUCCUGCUACUUUGCCUACAACCUGAAGGGAAGACAGCUUCUUCACACAACCUACAAAAUGUUUAUGACGGCAGCAGGUGUGGAGGUGUUCAGCCUGUUGUUCCAUUGUGCCUACUGGGGCCUGUAUGCCAGAGAUGGAGUUGGCAAUUUCAGUCUAAAGAUUCUUGGGAAAUUACUGUUCUCCAUCAGCUUCUUGGUGUUCCUUCUGAUGCUCAUUUUAUUGGGCAAAGGUUUCACUGUCACCAGGGCGAGGAUCAGCCACAGUGGGUCUGUUAAAUUAAGCAUCUACAUGACAGUCUACACAAUUACCUACGUCAUUCUCUUCAUCUACGAGGCUGAGUUUUUUGACCCAGGURAAGUGCUUUAUGUCUACGAGAGCCCCGCUGGCUACGGCCUGAUGGCCCUGCAGCUGGUCGCCUACGUGUGGUUCUGCUACGCCGUACUGAUCUCCCUGAAACACUACCCUGAGAAGCAGCCCUUCUACAUCCCUUUCUUUACCACGUACACUUUAUGGUUUUUCGCAGUGCCCGUCAUGGCUCUGAUUGCCAACUUUGCAAUUCCUCGUUGGGCUCGAGAGAAGAUCGUCAACGGCAUUCAGCUCGGCAUCCACCUUUAUGCUCACAUCGUCUUCCUUGUCAUUACAAGACCGUCAGCAGCCAACAAAAAUUUCCCAUAUCAUGUUCGGACAUCUCAGAUUGGGAUUCUUUUGUCCAGUCCAAAAGGAGGUGAAGGGGGUGAAAGGUUYCCCCAUCAUGCUUAUGGAAACAGCUCCUUCCUUGGAGACUCUCAACCCAACUUCACUGAACUCUUCUCCAUACAGUCAGAUCCGGUGAAGACAGUUGAGGAGACGGUGGCUCGCAAAGGUCAAGAAGUACCGAGGAACAGCGAGCAGAAGAUCAUUACCACCGCAGCGGAUUUGACCUUGAUAUUGCCCCCACCUCCGCCUCCGAUACCCCCACGCCCAGCCUCGCGCACACCCCCAAUGCCGCCUCGGCUCCCUUCUUUCACGGAGUAUUUCAGCAUGCAGAGUGGCGGUGGAGCAGGUUUUGGAACGAAGGCGUGAGAUGGACAGAAAGGCAAAAAGGUGGAAGAACGGUAAAAGACAUGAGAGCAGCAGAGAGAAUGUCAGUAGAAAGUGAGAACAUGGGCAGUCGGUACAAAUCCAACUAUCAAAAAGGUCAUCCAUAAAAGAAAAAUUGGAGCGACAGAAAAGAAAAGUAAGGAAAUAAAACCCUAAAUGUUCCCCCUUUAUUUUUUCUUUUUUUUUUUUUUUACUUGUGAAUGGAAAUGACUAAAAUGGAGAGAUAAGGGGACAUAGCUGAGAUACAUGYGCUGAGCUUUCAAAAGAAUAAAGAAGCAAUAAAUAUUUGAUGUUGACCAGUUGAGGGUGCACAGUGAGAAAGAUGACAAGGUGGAUGUAGCCAGAGCAAUAGAACAGCUGUGCACAAUGUGGAAAUGAACAAAAUUCUUGAAAUCUUUUCAUUCAAAAAUUCAUGAGGCUCCAACUUUGGUGUGCCUGCAAGAUUUUGUAAAUAGCUAAAACUGUUGGGAGCGUCGAUUCUAUAGUUUUUAUUUCAAAAAAGGAAAUAAGAUUUGUUUUGUUUUUGUUUACUCGCAUCAUUACAUUCUAGUUGGUGCUGUGAGCACAGCAAAAAUGUCACGCCAUUGUGUAUAUAGCUCAUCGAUGAACAUUUUUUUAAAUGUUUGACACAUUUUGAUAAAGUUUAGAUAUAUUUAUGGUAUAUGGAGUUUGUUGGGUUAAUUUCUAUACUUGCUGUAUAUGCCUUCAUUGCAGCUGGUUAUUUUGGAUUAAUGUGCUGGUGUGAAACUGUAAAACUGUCACAUUUACUGUGGGUGCCUACUAGUACAGUACCCGUAAAACAUGCAUGUUUGUAUUGUAUUGUACUUCCUGUCCAAAAACAGAUGUGUGUACUCCAUGUGACCAACAAAUAUUUGCUUAUUGUGUGUAUUGUAACUUCAAAUGUGUAAAUACAUACAGUAGGCUUCAGUAUAUAUAUUUUUGAUGGCAGAAUUCCUUUUAGUUGUUCCAAUCAAAKCUGUCUCGUGCUGUUUGAAACCCAAUAAAAAGCAGGUGUUAUAAACUGCGUUGAUUUUAGGUAAAUUUUCACUAAAGUGCAGGAUAUACCUGUUGAAACCUGUCGUCUGUGUAUGUGGACGUUGGUGAAUGUAUCGAUUCAAGACAGCACAAAGGCAGGGCUGAUUCUGAAGUUACUCUGAUACCAUUAACUAUUUUAGCUUUCUGUUGCUUCCAUUCACAGCAYAUUGAUGAUCUAGGACCAGGCUUUUCACCAAAAGUAACUUCAUCCUCACCCCUGUCUUGUACCUGAAACCUGAUUGUUUUAUUUGUUGGCUUUUUACACGUCAGUGUUGUACAGUGCAGAAAGCUGAACAAAUACCCUCAGUUUUGUAUUGCGCUAAGAGAUAAAAAUGUUAAAGUCUUGCAGCUGAACUGUGAAAAACAGCGACACAACUGUACAUUUUGUCUGUCCUGCAUGGAGCACUUUAAUGUUCCUGGUCUGUUUUAUUUGUGAUGUCAGCCUUUUGAGACUGCUUUAUUUCCACUUCUCUGAGAGCUAUUCCAGAUGUAAAUACAAACAGAAGACAUCGCCAGUUUUCUAGAUGCUAUAUAGGGGAACAAUUAAUGCUUYGUUCAAAUUGUUAAAAUUUUCGGAACGUACACUGAUAAUCCCAGUGGUUUUACCUUGACUUAGGAGAAUAGCCCACAGAUUUGUCAGUGGAAGUCUUGCUGUCAUGCAGUACCGAUUUUAAGACUGUGGUGUGUAACGUGUUGGAGUGUAGUCUGAGGUGUAAAUUAGUCUGUGGAACGGAACCAUACUUGAGUUUAGAGUACUAAUCGUUAUUUCUGAUUACGUCUGGUUUGUGUUUGGCAUGUCUGCCGUUUCAACUGUUGCCACGACUCGACAGGCUUUAUUGAUAAAGUAUCACUGCUUCAGCCUUGUGUAUACUGAUGUUUAACUACAAGAAAGAMACAAAGUCUCUAGGAGAGAACUCGAAGAAAUUAGAUUAUGUAUGCAUGACAGAAAAGAGCACAGCUUUUAGGAGACUCAGAGCGAUCUGAUUAAGAGCACAUCACUAAAGCACCGUUUAAAUGCAUUUUAAUGGUGUCAAAUAAUAAAUCUAAAUACGCUGUACAUAUACUCUUUUUGCCAAAAUGAAUAAUAAAAUAUGGUUUUAUUAAA